GAGUUGGCCAUUAAAACAUAGAUGUAAGUUAGUUUAAGUUUACCAUUAAAUCAAAGGUGGGCAUUAACUAGUUACACAGUUAAAGCAAAAUUAAUAAGUUCAUUUUUUAUGUUUGUGUACUAUUAAGUUAUGGCUUAAUUUUCUAAAUGUUGACUUAACUUACUUACUUAAUUAACUGAAGUUCAUUUUUUUACCUUUGCCAUAAAUUAAUAAUUGUUAAUGUUAUACCCAAGUUAUUAAUAUAUAGUUAUUGUUUUAGGAUAAUGUAACAUCAAGAUGUAUAAUAUCAAAACCAGAUAUUGGAUCAUUCAUUGGGAAAACUAACGUAAAUGAUUUUAUUAAAAAGGCCAUACUUGAAGACCAUUGGUACCCACCUGAAAACUAUAUUUUUCCAUAUUCUGAACAACUUCGUGGUGGUAAACUUAAGAAACGGUCACCGUCAUUUGUUCAUUUGAAACAAUUUCAUUGGUUGGUUAUGUCUGAUGUAGCUCAUGGAUUAUUUUGUAAAUACUGUUUUAUAUUUGCAUCAUAUAAUAAUUGCCUUCAAAAUCUCGUAAUAAAACCACUUCAAAAAUUUUCAAAGUUGACUGGCAAAGAUGGUGUUCUUAGUGUUCAUAAUAAUAACAAGUAUCACUUAAAUGCUGUAAGAGCUGGAAAAGACUUUUUGAAAACUUAUUCAUGUCCUAAAAAACAAGUAAUUAAUCAAAUUUCUACUCAGAGACUUGAACAAGUUAAAGAAAAUCGUGAACGACUCCGACCAAUCAUCGAAACUUUAAUUUUUUGUGGACAACAAAAUAUUGCAAUAAGAGGUCAUAGAGAUGACGGUAAAUUAAUUGAUAUUGAUAACUCUGAAAGUUCUCCUACUUCUAAUGAAGGAAAUUUCAGAGAAUUGUUGCGCUUAAGAAUACGUGCUGGUGAUGUAAGUUUAAAAAAGCAUUUGGAAAAUACUUCCUCUCGAGCCACGUACAUAGGAAAGAAUAUUCAAAAUGAACUCUUGGACUGCAUUGGAAGUGUCAUUAAAUCUCAAAUUGUUAAAAAUGUUCAAAAUGCUGGUUUCUAUUCAAUCAUGUUCGAUGAAACUUCAGACAUAUCUUGUGUUGAGCAACUUAGCUUAACUUUGAGAUAUGUCAUUAAUAAUGAAAUCCAUGAGGAUUUUGUGUGUUUUGUGGAUGCUUAUAGAUCCAUAAGGACAAAUGAUGUAUUAGCUUCUGGAGAAACCAAACUCACUGGAGUGGCUCUUGGUCACAUUGUUUUAGAUAUUUUAACUAAUGAUUUGGGACUUGAUUUAAAACGUUGUGUUGGAGUGGCCACUGAUGGUUGUGCUGUAAUGGUAUCUGAAGAUUAUGAAGCAGUUACUACAAUAAAGAAAAAGUGUUCAAUUGCAGUUUACUGUCCUUGCUAUAAUCAUGCAUUGAAUAAUUCAUUGGCACAGACUUCUAAAAUUGUGCCCAUAAGGAAUACAAUAGGAACUCUAAAGGAAAUAAUUGCAUUUUUUAAUGCAUCAGCUAAAAGGCACUUGGUAUUGAAGAAUAUUUCUACAAAAAUACUUACAGGACUGUGUCAAACAAGAUGGAUAGAGAUGCACGAUGGUGUUCUACAGUUUAAAUCUGCUCUUCCAAAGGUUAUUGAAGCACUUACAGACAUUUCUAACUGGGCUGAUCGAAUUUCUUCUUCGAAAGCUUCUAUAUUAUUGGCAGCUAUAUGCAACAGUGAUUUUGUCAUUUCCCUUUUGUCAACUGCUGAUAUUUUGAAAUUAACGCUGCCAGUAUCUCGACUCCUUCAAACAUCAUCAUUAGAUUUAGCUAAUGCUUCGUCCGCAAUAGAAGGAAUCAAAGAAAUAUUUCAGGAAAAACGUACGCUGUGUGUAGGUGAAUUUCAUAAAAUUUUCUUGGAAGCUAGUAGCUUAGCAGAAGAAAUUGGAUGUGAAAUCAAAAUGCCAAGAAGAGCAAAAGCACAAAUACACCGUAAUAAUUAUCCAGCGACGGAUGCUGAACAAUUUUACUUGCGUAGCAUUUACGUUCCAUUAUUAGACACUAUAAAUUUGGAUAUAACCAACAGGUUAUCAACAGACACAUUGGAAGCAUUUGAUUUGCGUUUACUUAUGCCAAAUAUUAUUGUUAAAUUAAAUGACAUUGAUGGUUGGGACCGACAAAGAAUAUCUGUGAGAAUCAUUGCAGUAGCAAAAAAGUUUUCUCCACUCUUCACUGUUUCCGAAAAUUUAAUGGUUGAUAUGUUAGAAGGUGAAAUUAGUCUGUGGCUUCACAAAUGGAAACAACAACCAAUUAAUGAACGUCCAUGUACAGCUUUGGAAUCGUACAUGCAAUGUGAUGAAGAUAUGUUUCCAACUAUUAGAACAUUAAUGCAAGUAUUAGCAACUCUUCCUGUAAGCGUUGCCUCUGCCGAAAGGAGUUUCUCCACACUUAGGAGAGUUAAAACCUGGCUUCGUUCAAGGAUGACUGAAGAUAGAUUAUCAGCAUUAUGUCUUAUCAAUGUGUAUAACAAUUUAGAUGUUAUAAAUGAAAUAGAUCGUAUAAUUGAUAUUUUUGCAAAUUCUAAAAAUAGAAGAAUGGAAUUUGUGUUGUAAAAUUUUUGUUUUUUUUUUUUUUUGAAAAUUAUGAC
Molecule: messenger RNA, 2619 nt
Organism: Acyrthosiphon pisum (pea aphid)
Lineage: Eukaryota; Metazoa; Arthropoda; Insecta; Hemiptera; Aphididae
Product: zinc finger MYM-type protein 1-like
Exons: 3
Coding region: 476-2584 (702 amino acids)
Molecular function (GO): protein dimerization activity
Source: RefSeq, a predicted model, not a curated record